AUGCCGCGUCAGGUCACGCUCCAUCCAGCAUACGAACCCAUGUGUGGUGCUUUCGACAUAUCGCCUACCGACAAUGACCUUUUAAAUAUACAAGCCUUUCGUGAUAGAAACAACAACAUACUUCCCACCGACUCUUGGCCGGAUGCAUUAGCGGAAGAUCGCGUGCUUGAAAUCGCUGGUAGAAAAAUGGAAGUAACCUUGGUACGCCCUAUCGGUACAGAGAACGAAAGGCUUCCUGUUCUUGUCUAUUUGCAUGGAGGCGGUUGGGUGUUUGGCAAUAAGGUUAGCCAUGGCAAGCUCAUUCGUGAUAUCGCGAACAAGGCCCGUGUUGCCAUUGUAUUCCCUGAUUAUGCAAUGGCACCCGAAGCCAUUUUUCCCACUGCUGCAGAAGAAUGCUAUGCAGUAGUCCGUUGGGUGGUGGAACAUGGAACGGAUGAACUAAAUGUGGAUCCCAGCAAGUUGGCUAUUGGUGGCGAUAGUGCAGGCGGCAAUCUUUCAGCUGCCGUAUCACUCAUUACCAAAGAUCGGCUUGAAGUACCUGCAGACACCAUAAAAACCCAAAUCCUCCUUUACCCAUCCGUAGCACCACCCAUUGAGUCAUCGUUUGAAUCAUAUCGUCUUUUUGGUGCACGUGGUGAAUAUGCCCUCAACUUUUACGACACGAAGCGUUGCAACGAUUUGUAUUCUGGAAUCCAAAACCCGUCUGCUGUGAAUGACAACAAGUAUCGAUUUCCAUUGGUUGCCAGCCAUGAAGAAUUAUGCGGAGUUCCACCUUGCCUGAUGAUUGUUUGUGAAGCCGAUACAUUGCGUGAUGAAGGUGAAGCCUAUGCACGCAAGCUAUUGGAAGCAGGUGUUGCUACUACAUCCAUAAGGGUCAAUGGUACAACACAUGGAUAUAUGCAGCAUCCAACCGAAACAGCACCCUACUUGCAAACUCUAGCAAUGAUUACCUUUCAGCUGAAUGAGGCAUUUGGACGUGAUUAG
Molecule: messenger RNA, 984 nt
Organism: Lichtheimia ornata
Lineage: Eukaryota; Fungi; Mucoromycota; Mucoromycetes; Mucorales; Lichtheimiaceae
Exons: 4
Coding region: 1-984 (327 amino acids)
Molecular function (GO): hydrolase activity
Source: RefSeq, a predicted model, not a curated record